AUGUCUCUUAAUUGGGUUAUGCUCUCGAGCAAAGAGGGCUUCGUCCGCCUUCCGAACGAACACAUCAUCUAUACCUCUCCGCCACGCACAGCACUAUCACUCAAACCUCCCAAUUCCUGGAAAGGGAGGGAAGAUUUCUCAAUAACUAGCAGCUCUGGCUGUCUGUAUCUCACAAAUCAAAGAAUCGUUUAUCUUCCAUCGCAACCGAACGAACGAAUGCAAUCAUUCACGGUUCCUCUCCUGAACCUUCACGAUAGCCACGUAUCUGCACCCUGGUUUGGGCCGAAUGCAUGGACUGUCCUAGUACAGCCUGUAUCUGGAGGAGGUAUACCCGCAUCAUUACAGCUAGUGGAACUCAAGGUCACAUUCAAUGAAGGAGGAGCCUUUGAUUUCCACUCCAACUUUGAACGUAUCAAAGAACGACUUCAGCAAGCCGUCGAACAUGCUAGAGACAGUGACUCGGCGUCUGUUCAGGCUCAAACUAGCCGGGGUGUUAAUUUUACUAACGUACAUCUUGAUGAACUCCCUGCUUACGAUGGCCCAAAUGCCUCCAGUGUCAGUCCAAAUCAACCGAUUAAUGCGGCUGUCGAACCACCCGGCAGAGAAACUGCAAAUACAACCUCUCCUGCUCCUGUGGAGCCUCCACCAGGAUAUGAAGAAGUGCAACAGCAGAGUGUAGCGGAAGAACUAGAAGAGCAGCUACGGAGGGCAUGUUAA
Messenger RNA from Talaromyces marneffei, 717 nucleotides. RefSeq lists its product as uncharacterized. The record is from RefSeq and is a predicted model, not a curated record. Gene Ontology annotation, molecular function: transcription coactivator activity; chromatin DNA binding. NCBI's taxonomy places the organism in Eukaryota, Fungi, Ascomycota, Eurotiomycetes, Eurotiales, Trichocomaceae. Gene Ontology annotation, biological process: positive regulation of DNA-templated transcription. The coding region runs from base 1 to 717 and encodes 238 amino acids. The transcript is spliced from 3 exons. Gene Ontology annotation, cellular component: nucleus.